CUCACCCGACCUGUCAGGUGUGGUCUGGAGUUCUUAUCGGAGACACUCAAAUUCCAAGGUUUUUUUUAGAGGCUGUGUCUCAGGAAUCGAGGGCAAAGACCGAAUUCCUUGGGUAAAGUUGAUGUAAACCUCACACCUUUCCUUAGAUUAUUUUUUGUGUUUUUGUUUGUAGGAGACAGCAUUUAAUGAAAAGUCCACGCUUAAGGGGUGAAAAUGGCAGGCUUCCUGGAUAACUUCCGUUGGCCAGAAUGUGAGUGUAUUGACUGGAGUGAGAGAAGAAAUGCAGUGGCCUCCGUGGUAGCAGGCAUAUUGUUUUUUACAGGCUGGUGGAUAAUGAUUGACGCGGCCGUGGUGUACCCCAAGCCAGAGCAGCUGAACCACGCCUUCCACACGUGCGGUGUGUUCUCCACAUUGGCCUUCUUCAUGAUAAAUGCUGUGUCAAAUGCGCAGGUGAGAGGUGACAGCUACGAAAGCGGCUGUUUAGGAAGAACAGGUGCUCGAGUUUGGCUGUUCAUUGGUUUCAUGUUGAUGUUUGGGUCACUUAUUGCCUCCAUGUGGAUUCUUUUUGGUGCAUAUGUUACCCAGAAUACGGAUGUUUAUCCAGGACUAGCUGUGUUUUUCCAAAAUGCACUUAUAUUUUUUAGCACUCUGAUCUACAAGUUCGGAAGAACCGAGGAGCUGUGGACCUGAGAGUGCUUCUUCAGCCACGUUGCCUUUUCGUUACGUUCUAUCUGUAGACACGUUUUUCUCUCUCAGCAUAAUUUACACAUGGCCGAAUGGAAUAGGCUGUGCAUUAAGUGUUUCUUUCCAUUUCUGUGCUCUGAGUUUUGAAAUAAUUUUAUGAAAUCCUGUCUUUUUAUUUUUCAUUGACUAGAUUAUUAAUAUGUGCAUAAUAUAGGACUGUGUAUAUGGGACAAUGAGUAUCAGCUUUUUAUUCCUGAAGACUUAGGGCUUGAUCGCUUCCCUGAGCCAGGGCUGUGCCAUCAUGUCAUCUUAACUGCUCUGUUUCAGUGUGUCUAAUUUCUGAAGAUGUGCAAAAAAUACAGCUCCAUGUAUCUGAAAUAAGCACUGAGCCAUUGGAAACAAAGGUAUUUCAGCAAGUUGUAAUUUAUUUUGGCUUAAAAAUGAGCUUUUUUUUUUUUAAAGGAAAAAAGUGUUUGUUCUUAUGUAUUAAAGAAGUGGACUUUUAUAUGAAGAUUUUUUAAAUGCCUGAAGGACUAGUUUGAAAGCCUCUUUUAGAAACAUCUCUGAUAUGACUUUAUUUGGGGAGGGAUGAUACUUGAUCAGAUACACUGAGUUUUAUAAAGUUACUGUAAACACACUCAGGAACACUCGACAGCGGGUUUCUUACAAAAGCAGCUUAGGUCGCCCCUCCACUCGGGUUCAGCCAUGACAGCCUACCAUUAUCCACGUGACAAAAUUCAAUUGUCAAGCAAGUUUGCGGCAACUACAGUUUAAAAGCAGGAACCAUGUAACGAAAAGGAGAAUAAUUAGUUUAAAGGUGAAGCACUUUCUUCUGAAGGGAAUAAUUAACAACCUACUGAAAAAUUAAGCGUUUCAGCCACUUAGCUACCAGACUGCUGUUCUCUCUUCGCUCUAGCUCUCGAGAUUCAAAUGAAGCAUUCCUGCAAAAUAAUUAUCUUCAACUUGAAAGUUCGUGCUCCAGUCAAAUACUUCUUUUACUGAGUUUCAAAUACUGUAUUUGUACUCUGCAUCCUCCUGUGAGAGACUUCAGGGGGUUAGUUGGGUCUUUGAUGCUACUUUUGCUUUCGUUUGUCAUACAAGUUUUAUGUUGCACUUUUUACCCCAGAAGGAUUUUAUAGAGUGUUUGUUCUAAGACAGAAUGAGUGGUAUUAAAGUGUAGUUGUUAACGCAAGCCUUGUUUGCCAUAACUCCUCUCUCUCAGUGGUUUGCCAGGCACAGAGUAUGAAGCAGGUUGUGGAAUGCUGUGCCUUUGUCUGGCUGCCA
This is a messenger RNA of Trichechus manatus latirostris (Florida manatee), 1968 nucleotides long. RefSeq names its product transmembrane protein 50B (gene TMEM50B). The coding region runs from base 214 to 690 and encodes 158 amino acids. The record is from RefSeq and is a predicted model, not a curated record. The transcript has 6 exons. Gene Ontology annotation, biological process: late endosome to vacuole transport via multivesicular body sorting pathway; protein targeting to vacuole. NCBI's taxonomy places the organism in Eukaryota, Metazoa, Chordata, Mammalia, Sirenia, Trichechidae.